Messenger RNA from Scomber scombrus (Atlantic mackerel), 752 nucleotides. RefSeq lists its product as uncharacterized. NCBI's taxonomy places the organism in Eukaryota, Metazoa, Chordata, Actinopteri, Scombriformes, Scombridae. The transcript is spliced from 6 exons. The record is from RefSeq and is a predicted model, not a curated record. Bases 1 to 630 code for a protein of 209 amino acids.
AUGUUACAGGUCAGUAGUUCAGGUGAAAAGGAGCGAUGGCUGCAGCUGCUGCGGGACGGAGCUGCCCAUCAGGGUCACCAUGACAACAGCACAGCAGAGCACCCAGGUGGAGCUCUCAGCGGGCUGCAGACGAGGAGGUUUCCCACCUCCAACACCUACAUGGACGACCCCUUCCAUCUGGGUGGAACAGGCCGAGACCAGCCCAUCUACUCCAACACCUCCAUACUGGAGCACAUGCUCCACAGCUCUCAGGAUUCAGUUCGCUGCAGCUCCAUAUCGUCCAGAGACUCAGUGACCUACAGCAACACCGUCUUCACCACACACAACAGGAAGGUGGGUGAGAUGGAGCGAAGCAUUCAAAAGCUGGAGCUGACCGGGAAGAAGGGGGUGCAGCUGCGGGCGGGGUCAGAGAUAAACCUGGCGUCUGCCGGGAAGCAAAACAAACGCACCUCUUUCAGACAGUCGCUGGCCGUCUGCACCGAGCGCGCUCAGGCGGGUUUCCUCAGUCCUCUGCUGCGACGAACGGCCUCGGCUAAAACCUCUCUGAGACGAGCUCCUUCAGCACUGUUCAUCGAGCACGGGAAGGUUUUCGAGAGGAGGAAGGAAUGGGAGACCAAAGCUGCUGCCUGACACCGACCGUCCAAUCAUCACAUGCCAGCAAUCACACACACACACACACACACACACACACACACACACACACACACACACACACACACACACACACACACACACACACACACACACACACA